GCCCAAAUGUCCUUGCGUUAUUCUCUACGGUCCUUGCUGCCAACGCGCAGAUUCGCAUUGCCAACGAAUAUACAUAACCGAAAAAACUCGUCCGUCCCCAAGAAUGGAUCUGAGCCAGCUGGAGAAGAAGUCGAGAAAGGCAUUCCGGUAGAACCCACAGUUCCACUCCUUCAGCGACCUUUGGGAGUGAAGGAUCGUCCUCUACCACUGGAAAAGACGUGGGCGGAUACACGAGAAGAAAUGAUGGAUCAGGAGAAACGUCUUGAACAAAGAAGACAUUUAAUUAAAGAGGCUACGAAAGGCUACUUUACUGACCUGAACGCUACGCGACACCAUGGCGGGAAAACGUGGAUGGCGCCAAGUGUUAUGAUUCGGGAGGACAAAUCACUUUAUUUCCCUAAUAUCGUUGGGUCAAGUUUAGACACAAAACAGAAGAAGCACACUACUAGUAUCUGCGAGGGCCACGUCUCUGUAAUUUCCAUGCUGAACACGAAAAUGUCGGAGAUUCAUGUCAAUGGAUUUGUUUCUCUCGCGAACGAGCAUUUCUUAUCGCACCCGCUAUAUAAGUAUACUCAAAUCAACCUACAAGAAAACCUUCUUAAAUCAUUUCUCGUCUCACUUUUUCUAUCGUCCAUCGCGAAGUCUAUUCCCCCGGAACUACAUGCCACGUAUCUUGUCUCAGGCCAAAACAUGGAGUAUGUACGCGAACAGCUUGGGAUGGUCAAUAAGCAUGUGGGCUAUGUAUAUCUAGUGGAUGAAAACCUCAAAAUACGGUGGGCUGGUUGUGCAGAUGCGAAGACCGAGGAAACAGAUGCGCUGUAUCGCUGUGUGGGAGUGCUUCUCAAUAGGUUGGAGAAGAGUAAGAAGGCGGGCGGAACAACGAGUACCUUACAGAAGCCAGUCUAACAUUCGGACUCUAAUCAUUCCACGUCUUAGAACGUGUUGCCCCAAUGAGCUCUACUUAUCGUGUGCUUACACGUACUUGUUCUGUUCAAAACA
Molecule: messenger RNA, 999 nt
Organism: Serpula lacrymans var. lacrymans S7.9
Lineage: Eukaryota; Fungi; Basidiomycota; Agaricomycetes; Boletales; Serpulaceae
Exons: 4
Coding region: 7-906 (299 amino acids)
Biological process (GO): mitochondrial proton-transporting ATP synthase complex assembly
Cellular component (GO): mitochondrial inner membrane
Source: RefSeq, a predicted model, not a curated record